AUGAAAAAUGAAAAUCCACUCCCAAUCCUCAUCAUCGGAGCCGGCCUCUCUGGCCUCACAACCGCCCGUCUCCUCACAAACAGCGGCAUCCCUAACAUAGUCUUCGAAGCGUCCAGUCCAGACCGUAGCCAGGGCUUCGCCAUCAGUCUGCGAGAAUGGGGUUAUGCGAACCUCCUGUCGGCCCUCGGCGGUGUGCCGCUGCGAAGCUUCACGAGAGGCGUUGCGCCCGAUCGACACAUCGGCGGCUCUGGCUGGCUAGACCAGGCGCUCUGGGAUAAUGGCACGGGUGAGAGGCUGAUUUUUCCGGACCCGACGACGAAGCAGGAGAUAGUCCGGGUGAACCGGAACGCCUUGCGCAGGUGGAUUGCGGAUUCUGGCGACGUAGAGCUGGAUGUGCGGUAUGGACAUCGACUGAGAAGGGUUGAGGAGGGUCGCUUGGGCGAUGUAAGGGUUGAGUUUGAGAAUGGGGCAGUAUAUCGGGGGAAGAUGGUGGUUGCUGCGGAUGGAGUGAAUUCGACUGUUCGAUCGCAAAUUCUCCCCAAUGUCGUCCCUGAAAAUGUCCCCGCCGUGCUCUACCACGGCGAGUUUCAACUAUCCAGAACGGACUUCGACCGACUGUUCCGAUCACGCACAGGGAACUCCAAUGUCCUCGCUGGCGUAGGAGACCGCUUCAAUGCCCCGUUCGCCGUCUGCAAUAUAACCAAGACGCAUGUCGACAUGGACUGGUCGUACUCGCGACCUGCCUCCGGCUCUGCGGAGGACGACCCGCUGUAUAGACCUAAUCUCCCAGCUGACGAGGCGAAGCAGAUCCCCCCGGAGCUGCUGGAGGAGCUAGCCUCGCGCAAUCUAGCAGAGCCGUGGAGUCUCUUUCUGAACCCCGACGCGAUUCAAAGUCACCGGCUGUUCCACUGGACUGUCCGAUGUGUGUUUGUGGCGCGGGAGGAAAUGCAGCGUGCUGCUGCUCAGGGUGUCGUCUUUGUGGGCGACUCGUGGCAUGCGAUGCCCAUCUUUGGUGGCGAGGGAGGCAACCAUGCGCUGGUGGAUGGAGUCGAGCUGGCUGCUGCCGUUACUGGAGCUGGGAGUGAUUUGGCCCUGGGGAUUAGAAGUUACUAUGAUCAAGCGUGGAAGCGAUCACAGGACGCUGUUCGACGGUCUAAACAGCGGUUUUAUGCACUGCAUCGGCCAAUGGCGGAAUGGAGAGAGAUUUCGCAGAAGAAGACAUGA
Molecule: messenger RNA, 1224 nt
Organism: Aspergillus tanneri
Lineage: Eukaryota; Fungi; Ascomycota; Eurotiomycetes; Eurotiales; Aspergillaceae
Gene: nscC
Product: FAD-dependent monooxygenase nscC
Exons: 2
Coding region: 1-1224 (407 amino acids)
Source: RefSeq, a predicted model, not a curated record